Nymphalis io (European peacock) is the source of this 788-nucleotide messenger RNA. Its product is annotated as protein lethal(2)essential for life-like. The record is from RefSeq and is a predicted model, not a curated record. Lineage: Eukaryota; Metazoa; Arthropoda; Insecta; Lepidoptera; Nymphalidae. Gene Ontology annotation, biological process: response to heat; protein refolding. The coding region runs from base 98 to 673 and encodes 191 amino acids. The transcript has a single exon. Gene Ontology annotation, molecular function: protein folding chaperone.
AGUUAUUUGAACUGAAACCAAGCGACUAACAAGUCAAGCGGACUCACGCAUUGUCAUUACUCUACUCGAAGUAACGUAAAUCGAUUUCAACACUAUAAUGGCUCUACUACCGUACUUGUGGGAUUAUGAAUCAAGACCUCGACGUCUUCGCGAUCAGCUUUUUGGAUUGGAUUUGUCGCCAGAUGAUUUCCUAACCGACAUAUUUGAUCGUCCAUCGCCUCGUCGCUACUUACGCCCGUGGAGAAACUUGGCAUCUCUUGCACGCGACGUCGGUUCCACGAUUAAAACCGACAAAGACAAAUUCCAAGUCAAUUUAGACGUUCAACAUUUCUCCCCGGAGGAAAUAUCGGUAAAAACUGUAGAUAACUAUGUAGUUGUUGAAGGAAAACACGAAGAGAAGAAAGAUGACCAUGGUUUUGUUUCAAGACAGUUUAAGCGUCGUUACGCUAUACCGGAAGGUUGUAAUCCAGAACUAGUUGAAUCCAAGCUGUCUUCGGAUGGAGUCUUGACGAUAACAGCACCUAAAACUACUUCUGAAAGUGAGAAUGAGCGAAUUGUGCCCAUAUCACAGACCGGUCCGGUUAGGCGAAAGAUUCACGACAGCGAAGAAAAAGAUGAGCCAAAUGGAGCCGUAGAAGAAACAAAAACUCCACAGAAAAAGAGAAAACGUUAAAUGUUUCAUACAGACACAUAGCAAUUACCUAUUCUAAGAAUUUAAUUAAGUACAACCUCCAUACUUGAAGACUGAGUUUUGUAUUGAUAUUGUAAAAGUAAUAAUAUUAAUGACC